Cucurbita pepo subsp. pepo (vegetable marrow) is the source of this 588-nucleotide messenger RNA. The record is from RefSeq and is a predicted model, not a curated record. Lineage: Eukaryota; Viridiplantae; Streptophyta; Magnoliopsida; Cucurbitales; Cucurbitaceae.
AAUUGAGCCAUUUCUUUGCUUUUUCUUCACAACCCAUUAGGGCAUUUUCCUUGGAUUCUCUUCUUAAUUAAGCUCAGUGGUGGUUCAACAAUGGGGGAAGCUGCUGAUUUCACACACUCAAAGAAGCACAGCCUUCUUCUUCAUGAGCAUGAGGAGAAGCACUUCAUGUCCAGUGAUGUUGUUCGCGACAUCAUUAUGGGUGUCUCCGAUGGCCUCACCGUCCCCUUUGCCCUCGCAGCGGGACUUUCCGGUGCCGAUGUUACCUCCAGCAUCAUCCUCAUCGCCGGAAUUGCUGAAGUUGCUGCCGGAGCUAUCUCCAUGGGACUUGGCGGAUAUCUGGCAGCUAAGAGUGAAGCGGAUCAUUACACGACAGAAUUGAAGAGGGAAGAAGAAGAGGUGAUUGCAGCUCCAGACAUAGAGGCUGCUGAGGUGGCAGAUAUAUUGUCACAGUAUGGGGUUGAAGCCCAUGAGUAUGGGCCUGUUGUUGCUGCUCUUAGAAGGAACCCUCAAGCAUGGGUUGAUUUCAUGAUGAAGUUUGAGUUGGGGUUGGAAAAGCCAGACCCAAAGAGGGCAGUAACANAUAUAUGA